Molecule: messenger RNA, 1638 nt
Organism: Naegleria lovaniensis
Lineage: Eukaryota; Heterolobosea; Eutetramitea; Acrasida; Naegleriidae
Exons: 4
Coding region: 1-1638 (545 amino acids)
Biological process (GO): proteolysis
Molecular function (GO): dipeptidyl-peptidase activity; serine-type exopeptidase activity
Source: RefSeq, a predicted model, not a curated record
AUGGUUCAACACCGAACUUGUGCAUGUUUCGGCAUCAUUGUGAUGAAUUUAUUUUUCAUCAUGAUGAUGACAGGAAUAGCUCAUCAUGAAUUAGCAUUGGCACAACCAUCAUCAGCAUUUAAUUCUGUUCAAGCUUUUAUGAGAAGAAUGAGAGAUCCUGCAGCCUAUUCAUCAUCGCGAACAUCGGAAAAGGUUCGAUCAUCUUCUCUGCCUCCAUAUAUUACCAAAUUCUUCCAACAAAAAUUAGAUCAUUUUGAUUUUACCAAUGAUAAAACCUUCCCACAACGAUAUUUGGUUUGUGAUCAAUUUGUUGGAAGUGGAGGAAUCAAGCCUAAUACUCCCGUAUUUCUCUACACUGGAAAUGAAGGAGAUAUUGUUAACUUUUAUGAAAAUACUGGUCUAAUGUUUGAUAUCGCACCACAAUUUAGAGCAUUGAUCAUAUUUAUUGAGCACCGUUAUUAUGGUGUCAGCAAUCCUUUUGGACCCGUGGAUUCAUUCAAACCUGAUAAAAUUAAAUGGUUGACUAGCGAGCAAGCACUUGCGGAUUAUGCCUAUUUCAUUACUGAAACAUUUGGAUUGGAUGAAAAGAGAACAAAUCCUGUCAUUGCAUUUGGUGGAUCCUAUGGUGGAAUGUUAGCUUCUUGGAUUCGCUUUAAAUAUCCACACAUUGUCGAUGGAGCAAUAGCAGCAAGUGCUCCUAUUUUCCAAUUUACUGGUCUCACUCCUCCCAAUGUUUACAAUCAAAUCUGUACUCAAGAUUUCAAUAAGGCCAGUAAUUUAGCUGUCUACCGCGAGACUUGUGACUCUGUCAUCAAAACAGCCUUCAAUGCCUUGCAAAAGAUAUCUCAAGAUAAUACUCCAACCAUGUUGCAAAAGCUUACCAUGCAAUUUAAGGUCUGUUCUCCAGGUAUUAGAACUUCUAAUGAUGUCAAUCAAUUGAUUGGAUGGUUGAAUCAAGCAUAUCAAACUUUACCAAUGGUUGAUUAUCCUUAUCCAAACAGCUUCUUACAACCUUUACCAGGUUUUCCAAUCAAUGAAAUUUGUAAUCGUAUUGCUACGUUGAUGAGUAAGGAAUCUGUCAUUACAACUGAUAGCUACCUUAAAGCUAUUCUUGAAGGUGCCUCAGUUUACUACAAUUACAGUGGAAGUGCUGGCUUUUGUAAUAAUUUAACUCAACCAGAUAGUCCAUCACUUGGAGACAAUGCAUGGGAAUAUCAAACAUGUACUGAAAUGGUUAUGCCAAUUGGUCAAUACCCUGCAACUGAUAUGUUCAUCUCUUCACCAUGGAAUCUUGAUGCAUUUAUUGCAUACUGCCAACAAAAGUGGCAGACAACUCCAAGAACCAAUUGGAUACUUACAAAUUAUGGUGGUAAACGAGCAGUCCUAGAUGCAACUAAUAUUGUAUUUUCCAACGGAGAUUUAGAUCCUUGGCAUGGAGGAGGUGUACUAGCACCAACUAAAACAAAUAGCAAAGUUAAAUUGGUGUACAUUGAGAAAGGAGCUCACCACUUGGAUUUAAGAAGCUCCAAUCCUUUGGAUCCUCAAAGUGUUAAAAUUGCCAGAGCCUUAGAAGUCAAGGAAAUUGCCACAUGGCUCAACGAGUUUGCACUCAAGAAAGGUUACGACAUUAAGUAUUAA